CAUGGUAAAAUCCUGUGAUUUUUCCUAUAUGUAUAAAUAAUGAACGCGUCAAAUUAAAACAGUGUAUUUCUGAACGAAAAUAAAAUGGAACUGAGUCUGCUGUCAUUGUCAUAAAAUGUCAAAUUCAAAUCGAUGUAUUGAUAUGUUUUGAUAUCAAGUUUAAACUAUUAUUAUUUCUUCUCAUCGCGAUUUGUAAUUAUAAAUUAAAAUAUUGCAAUUAAACUUGAAAUAUUGAUAGAAAACAAUAAUUAGAUAUUUAAAAUACUAAAUAUGACCAUUCUGAUCGUCUGAACGGUGCCAAAUACUGUAAAUAAGGAUAAAAAUGAAAACCCCAGUGGUGUUGAGUUUGUCCAUUUUUGUCACUGCUAUUAUUGGUGAUUAUAUUGUUUCGAAUACAAAAUUUUCACAAUCACUAGUGUUCAGAGCUUGCGCCGACAGUGCUGUGCACGCAACCAUAGGUUUACUGUCGUCAAUACUAUUUUUCACCCACGAAAAUGUAAAGGACACAAUGUACUUUUUUAACAUUGCUUUUUGCACUUUCCUCUCGUCUUUCAUUGAUAUUGAUCAUUUGUUUGUUGCCGGAUCUUUGCAGUGGAAGGACCUAACAAACCUCAGCCAUCGAGGAAUUCUCCACUGCACUACGUUUUGGCUGGCGAUCACUAUAAUCCUUCUAUUAUACAGUUAUAUGUAUAAAAAAAUAAAUAUAUACAUUCUGACUUGGAUGCUGACCAUAGCCUACACCAGCCAUCACAUCAGGGAUGGCAACCGACGUGGUCUUUGGUUAUACCCAUAUGGCCACACGCAACCAUUGCACAAACAUCUGUAUCUCUUCGUGAUAAGUGUUUUACCCAAUUUUUUAAUUAUAUUAUCCAAUUAUUGGAAACCAAGCUUAUAUAAUAAACACGCUGUUAUAGAUUAUAAGUCACUCGUGUAAAGUUAUAGUUUAUAUAUUUAUAUCAUUAUGAAAUAAUAAACAUUUUUAAUUAUAGUUAGGGAGCUAUCUAUAAAUUAGAUAACAUUUUUUUUAAAUUUAUUUAUUUAUUAGAAGCUUACAAUUUAAUACAUUAAUCAACAGUACAUAUCUAGAGAAAGCCAAUAACAGGUUUUAUACCCAUCUACUCCCACUCUUAUAAUA
Molecule: messenger RNA, 1135 nt
Organism: Achroia grisella
Lineage: Eukaryota; Metazoa; Arthropoda; Insecta; Lepidoptera; Pyralidae
Product: transmembrane protein 267-like
Exons: 2
Coding region: 323-934 (203 amino acids)
Source: RefSeq, a predicted model, not a curated record